Messenger RNA from Megalops cyprinoides (Indo-Pacific tarpon), 7885 nucleotides. RefSeq names its product cullin-9 (gene cul9). Gene Ontology annotation, molecular function: ubiquitin protein ligase binding; zinc ion binding. The transcript is spliced from 42 exons. The record is from RefSeq and is a predicted model, not a curated record. NCBI's taxonomy places the organism in Eukaryota, Metazoa, Chordata, Actinopteri, Elopiformes, Megalopidae. Bases 170 to 7858 code for a protein of 2562 amino acids. Gene Ontology annotation, biological process: ubiquitin-dependent protein catabolic process.
GAAAACGGAAUACCUGCCUGCCUGUCAGGGAAGGUUCAACUUAUUACCACUCGGAGGCAGCGCAAAUAUUUCCAGGCUGGGCAACGAUACUUUACAACGAAGACGGAAACUCCAUCGAUUGAGGGGGAAAGCAGAGAAAAAGGGGAGACCCUGUAACACUGGAGCGACCAUGGUGGGCGAACGCCGCAAUGGGAACCUGCUGGUGCAGCUGGGCCCAAAGCAGCAGGCUUACCCGGAGGAGCUGAUCCGGCAGCGGCGGACGCACGACGGCCAGACGGAGUACCUGAUCCGCUGGAGCCUGCUGGCCGUGGACGAGGGCGGCGGCUCGGGGGGCGGGGCCAGCGAGGCAGGCGGGGGCGGGAGCGGCGGCUCGGGCGGCGGCGGCUCCUCCUCGGGCGAGAGCAAGACCGAGAACAUCCUGAUGUGGAUGUCCAAGGAGGACGUCUACGCCAACUGCCCCACGCUGCUGGGUAAGCGCACGGCCGACGUGCAGCGGCCGCUGAAGGAAGAGCGGCCCAGCAGCGAGUUCCCCGCCGACGUCACCUUCGACGAGGUUGAGCUCUCCGACAUGAAGGACGACGUCAAGAACCUGGUGCGGCGGGCGCGCAAGCAGAUGGCCAAGAAGAGCGACCUGGCCAUCAGCAUCACCCACACCAUCCACGUGCUGAGCGCCUACGCCAGCAUCGGCUCGCUGGUGGGCGUCUUCAAGGAGACGGGCGCCCUGGACCUGCUCAUGGAGCUGCUCUGCAACAAGGAGAGGCAGACGCGGCGCAGCGCCGGCAAGAUGCUCCGCGCACUGGCCUCGCACGACGCAGGGAGUCGUGCCUAUGUCCUCCUGUCCCUCAGCCAGCAGGACGGUAUUGAGCAACACAUGGACUUCGACAAUCGCUACACCCUGCUGGAGCUGUUUGCUGAAACCACCUCUUCCGAGGAACACGGUAUCUCCUUCGAAGGAAUCCACCUCCCCCAGAUCCCAGGAAAGCUGCUGUUCUCCCUGGUGAAGCGCUACCUGUGCGUGACCUCCCUUAUGGACAAACUCAACACGGCGGGGGUGGAGUCCAGCUCGGAGCGGCAGGAAGGCGGCCCCUCCUCCUCCUCCUCGGCCCCCGCGGGGGCGGGCCACCAGACGGAGCAGUCCCGGGUGCAGCGCGAGUUCGAGUUCACCAUGGCGAUGGCCAACCUCAUCUCCGAGCUGGUGCGCGUGAUGGGCUGGGACCGCAACAGGCAGCCCCCGCAGGGCUCCGCCGCCGCGCCGCCCGGCAAGGACGACGCGCCGCGCACCGUGCGCUCCAUCUUCCAGCCCCGCUUCUCCAGCUCGCCCACCGUUAUGGCCGCCUCGCCGCCCAAGAAGAAGGCCACCAACAGCUUCAAGACGCGCUCGGACUUCGCCAGCCGCACUGCCUACGUGGAGUACGUGCAGGACAACCUGAAGAGCGGCAUGCUGGUCCGCAUGCUGGAGGACUACGAGGAGGUCAGCGCUGGCGAUGAGGGCGACUUCCGCUACAGCAACGACGGCUCGCCGCCAGUACAGGUGUACUGGAACUCGCUGUCUCGCACGUACUGGGUGCACUGGCACAUGAUCGAGAUCCUGGGCAGCGGCACCAGCGGGCAGGCGGAGAAGGAGACCCAGGAGAAGGCCACAUCCCUCACCGAGACGCUCAGACUCACAGCCGUGAGUCAGACGUUCUUCUCCAAGCCCCCCGGGGGGCUGUACUCGUUGCCUUACCUGGCGGAGGGGCUGCAGGAGGACGGCAGCACCCUGAGCCGGGCCGAGUGGUGGGAAGUGCUCUUCUUCAUCAAGAAACUGGAACCAAAGCAGCAGCAGGAGGUCAACAGCAUCCUGCGGCAGAGCCUAGACGACCAGAUGUCGGAGCUGGACGAGGUGGCCCUGGUCGAGCUGUCGGUGCCCAGCGAGGUGGCCCAGAAGGUGCUGCACUACCUGAAGCAGACCCUGCAGGCGUCCUGCCUGCGCGACCUGCAGUGCUCCCACGUCUUCGCCAGGCACUACCUGCAGCGCGGCGGCCUGGAGGAGGAGCUCCUGGACAGCUCCCUCAGCCCCAUGGAGCUGGGCGAGCAAGGCCCGUCCGCCUCCACCUCCUCCUCCCUGGGCAGCCUCUCCAAGAAGCCCAAGAAGGACAUCUCCUACGACUCUGGCAUCUGCAGCAGCAGCUCGGACGCCGAGAGCGAGCUGCCCAAAGAGGACGAGUCCAAGUACCCCGAGGACCUGGAGGAGAAGAUGAAAGUGUUCAACAACCCAAAGAUUCAGGGCAAGAAGAACUCGCUGGAGAAGAUGGGGGAGGUGGUUGACAUCAUGAAGAAGAGCGGCUCAGACCCUGGGCAGCAGCUGGCCGGCAUGAAGUUCAUUGCCAAGAUCCUGAUGGAGGAGGGCCCUCAGGAGAGGAGCACCCUGCGGACAGACUCUGCCCAGACCAUUCGGGAUAAAAUCCUGAAGAUGCUGGUGGAGAUGCUGAGCGGCCAGCCCAAGGAGGUGGUGGUGAGCACCUUGCGGCUGAUCUGCAUCCUCAUGCUUCGGUAUGAGUGGAGGGUCUCCUUCGCCACGGAAGGGGGCGUUAAGGCCAUCCUGUCCUUCAUGCAGGAGCACCCCACCUGCACGCAGGUGCAGAAGAUCGCCCUGGCGGCCCUGAAAGUGAUCACAGGUGCCAGCAAGCACGACAUCCGAAGCAUGGGCAGAUGCCUGCCCCUCUCUGAAUCUGGAACCCAGAUGAUGCUAGAGAUCUUUGCCAGCAUCGGCUCUGCCACCCCGGAGGGCUCCAAGGGCCUCCUGGGUGCCAUCCCCACUGCCAUCGAACUAAUGCUGAACACACCAGGGUGUUCGGCCUCUGUGCGCGACGGCCUGCUGGUGGUCAUCAUGCUGAUCUCCAACCACAAGAGCCUGGCAGAGCAGCUGGUGGCCUGCGACAUCAGCGCCGUUCUCAAGAAGUGCCUCUCGCCCCCCCAGGCAGAGACCAUGCUGGCCAUCAUCGCCCUCAACCACAUCUCCAUGGUCCACAAGCUGGAGAAGAAAGAGUCGAAGGAGGAGCUGGACUUCAAGGACACGGGACUUAAGAUGCUGGUGGUCAGCCUGAAGGAGAUGACGGCCACCAAGGAGGUGAUCCUGACGCUGGAGCAGCUGCUCUGCGACGACGCCUCCCAACUGGAGGAGGAGCGCAACCAGGUGACCCGCAACAAGGACACCUACCAGGACCUGGUGAGGCUGAUGGACCAGCAUCGCGUGGACCGGGCUGUACAGCUGUCCAUCCUCAGGAUUUUAAAUAAGUUCCUGGACAACUACCAGGAGGACCUCCUGCCCUGGCACGAGAGCAUUGAGCCCUGCUUGUCUUCCAUGACUGCCUUCAUUAAUGACCGAGAGGUCGUGCAGUUGUUCAUCCGGUUCCUGUACCGGCUGGCCACGCUGAACAAGGACUAUGCCGUGGUGAUGUGCCGCCUGGGCACCAAGGACGCGCUGAUCAAGGCGCUGGACAAGCACAGCACCAACCUGCUGCUGGUGACGGAGCUGCGCGACCUCAUCAGCGACUGCGAGAAGUACGCCAGCCUCUACAAGAAAAUGACCACCAGCAUACUGGCUGGAUGCAUUCAGAUGGUGCUGGGCCAGAUCGAGGAGCACCGGCGCAGCCACCAGCCAAUCAACAUCCCCUUCUUUGACGUGUUCCUGCGCAACUUGUGCCAAGGGUCCAGUGUGGAGCUCAAGGAGGAUAAGUGCUGGGAGAAGGUGGAGGUGUCCUCCAAUCACCACCGGGCCAACAAGCUGACAGACAAGAACCCAAAAACCUUCUGGGAGUCCAAUGGCUGCACAGGUUCCCAUUUUAUCAACAUCUACAUGCACAAGGGGGUGGUGAUUAGGCAGCUGGCAGUGCUGGUGGCCAGUGAAGACUCCAGCUACAUGCCAGCUCGAAUCGUUGUACUGGGUGGAGAUGAUCCCACGAACAUCAACACCGAACUCAACACGGUGAAUGUGCCUCCUUCAGCCAGUCGCAUCGUUCUGCUGGAGAACAUGACCCGCUUCUGGUCUAUUGUGCAGAUCAGAAUCAAGAGGUGUCAACAGGGCGGCAUCGACACGAGGGUGCACGGCUUCGAGGUGCUGGGGCCCAAGCCCACCUUCUGGCCGGUAUUCAAGGAACAGCUGUGCUGUCGCACGUACCUGUUCUACACCACCAAGGCCCACACCUGGUGCCAGGAGAUCCUGGAGGACAAGGGGCAGCUGCUCCAGCUCUUCAACAAGCUCAACAGUGCCCUCCGGCACGAGCAGAUGUUCGCCGACCGCUUCCUGCCGGACGCUGAGGCGGCAGAGGCUCUGGGCCGCACCUGCUGGGAGGCGCUCAUCACCCCCAUCGUGCAAAGCAUCACUCUCUCAGACACGCCGGUCCUGAGCCCCCUCUCCUGGCUGCUCAGUGAGUACCUGGACAACGCCGAGACGGCCAAGCGCUGCAAGAGCCGGGCGGCCAUCUUCAACUCCCGCGUGCGCCGCCUCACCCACCUGCUGGUGCACGUGGACACCAGCCGCGUGGACACGGAGGAGCUCAAGCCUCCCGUCAAGUCCAAAGGUAUCAACCGAAGCAAAGAUUUAAAGAAUGGCAAGGAGGUGAAGAACAAAGAGGUGGCGGCCUCCUCGUCCUCCUCCUCCGCGGUCAGGCCCAAAGUGAAGAACACCAGCAGCAUAGCGGGGAUAGCGCAGUGCUGGCAGGGCGUGGUCCAGCGACAGGUGAAGAAGUUCCUGGACUCUGCGUGCAGUUUGCCGGACUUCGUGGAGCGCUACAGGAACAUGUACCUUCGUCUGAAGAACGCCAUGGAGGAGCUGUUUGGCCAGCAGACGGCCUUCGUGCUGGCGCUGAGACAGGGCUUCUCUGCCGCCCUGCUGCAGCUGUCCAUCCUGACAGCCAUGCAUGUAAGCGAGAGGUUCGCCCAGUACAUCGACCUGAUGAUCCAGGAGAGCGGGGUGGACUCUGGGAACGUGGAGACGCUGAACCAGCUGCAGCAGUUCCUGGAGCCAAUGCUCUUCCUCUCUGGCCUGGAACUGGCCAACACCUUUGAGCACUUCUACAGGUACUACCUGGGCGACAGGCUCCUGGGCCAGGGCAAGGUGUGGCUGGAGAGCGCGGUGAUCGAGCAGAUCGGCACCUGCUUCCCCAACCGCUUCCCCCAGCAGAUGCUGAAGAACCUGAGUGAGUCGGAGGAGCUGCAGCAGGAGUUCCACCUGUACCGCCUGCAGCAGCUGGACAAGUCCCUGCAGGAUGUGGACGAGGAGAUGAUGGAGGAUCAGGCCACAGGUCCUGAUGAGGAGGGAGAGGUGAAGGUGCUGGUGCUCUCCCCGCGCUGCUGGGCCGUCUCCUCCCCCUGCUACCUGGAAAACCCAGAGAAGUUCUUCCCCCCGCAGCUCUGUAGCUACCUGGCCGAGUUCACAGACUUCUAUGCCAACAGCCAGAGCAUGUACAGCCUGACGCACAGCAAGCCCCGGCGCCUGCAGUGGACCUGGCUCGGGCACGCUGAGGUCCGCUACGGCUCCUGCACGCUCUACGUCUCCACUCUGCAGAUGUACAUCCUGCUGCAGUUCAACCACCAGGAGGAUGUGUCCAUUGAAGCUCUUCAGCAGGCCACAGGGCUGUCCCCUGUCGUCCUGGCCCACGCACUUAAACCUCUGACCGCAGAGAAGGGCAUCCUGAUCCAGAGGUGUCCCAGCCAGGACCCCAUGAAGGGGUUCCUGAAGCUGAACAAGCAGGCCUUCCAGGGCUCAGAGGCCCGCAGCUACUGCUACCUGCUCCCUAAGCAGACCUAUCUGAACGUGGACGAGGACGCUGCCAGCACCCUGGAGAGGAAGCGCAACUACAUCUACUGCCUCAUCGUCCAGAUCAUGAAGGCGGAGAAGGAGAUGCACAUCGACAACCUGGUCUUCAGGGUGCUGGACACGUGCCAGAAGCAGGAGGCGACGCGCUCGCCCGGCGCCGUGCGCUUCAGCUGCAGCACCACGGACGUGCUCUCCUGCGUCAUGCACGUCAUCAACAAGGGCUACAUCCGGCGCAACGAGGACAGCCCGCACAUCGUGGAGUUUCUUCCCGAGGACCCCUCCACCCCGCAGAAGGGCCAGGCGCACAUCUCCUUCAGCCGGCCGGAGCUGAAGAAGGGCCCCAGUGCCAGCGGCAAGGCUCCCAUCAGCCUGGGAGGUCUCCUUGCGGCCCCGCAGCGGGCGGAGGACGGGGUCCUGGAGGCGGUGCUCUUCUCCAUGGGCCGCACCAUGACGCAGGAGGAGGUGCGGCAGCUGAUGAAGCGCACGGUCCAGCAGGUCUCCAGCACCCUGAGCCUGGACCUGGACCGGGCCGAGCACCUGCUGGUGCACUGCAAGUGGAACGUGGACCUGCUGAUCCAGCGCUACACCGACGACCCCGACACCCUCAUCCUGGCGGCGGGGCUGAAGGGCCGCAACCCGCAGCCGCCGCCCAGCCCCGUCUCGCAGUGCCCCGUCUGCCUGAUCCCCCAGACGGGGGACCCCGACGUCACGCCCACGCUCUGCUGCAUGCACUACUGCUGCCGGUCUUGUUGGCAGGAGUACCUCACGGCAAGGAUCGAGCAGAACUUGGUGAUGAACUGCAACUGCCCCAUCACAGACUGCCGGGCCCAGCCCACGUCCCAGUUCUUCUUCAACAUCCUGACUGACAAGGACAUCAUUGCCAAGUAUGAGAACGCGCUGCUCCGGGGUUACGUGGAGUGCUGCUCCAACCUGACCUGGUGCACCAACCCCCAGGGCUGUGACCAGAUCCUCUGCAAGGAGAACAUCGGCAGCAUGGGCACCUGCUCCAAGUGCUGCUGGUCCUCCUGCUUCAGCUGCAACUUCCCUGAGGCACACUACCCAGCCAGCUGUAGCCACAUGUCCCAGUGGAUGGACGACGGUGGCUACUAUGAGGGCAUGAGCAUGGAGGCCCAGAGCAAGCACCUGGCCAAGCUCAUCUCCAAGCGCUGCCCCAGCUGUCAGGCCCAGAUCGAGAAGAACGAAGGCUGCCUGCAUAUGACUUGUGCCAAAUGCAACCACGGAUUCUGCUGGCGGUGUCUCAAACCCUGGAAGCCGACACAUAAGGAUUACUACAACUGCUCUGCCAUGGUGAGUAAAGCAGCACGCCAGGAGAAGAAAUUCCAGGACUACAACGAAAGAUGCACUUUCCACAAUCAGGCCAAGGAGUUUGCCAUUAACCUGGAGAACAAGGUCUCCUCAAUAAAUGAAGCCCUGCAGAUGAAGUCCUUAACGUUUGUGAUCGAUGCCUGCAAGAUCCUGGCCCAGGCUCGCAAGGUGCUGGCCUACUCGUGCGUGUACAGCUACUACAAUCAGGACACAGAGAAGAUGGAUGUGAUGGAGCAACAGACUGAAGCCCUGGAUCUACAUACCAAUGCCCUCCAAAUCCUGCUGGAGGAGACGCUGCUGCAGUGCACUGACCUGGCGUCCUGCGUGCGCCUGCUGAAGCCGGAGCACCUCAACACGGGGCUGGAGCUGAUCCGCCGCAUCCAGGAGCGCCUGGUGGCCAUCCUGCAGCACUCCACCCAGGACUUUCGCGUGGGGUACCAGUCUAAGACCGGGUCCGAGCAGGAGGCGGCUCAGGCCUCAAACCUCGCUAACCACACAGACUCCAACAAAGAGACAAAGUCGGAGGGGGGCUCCGAUUCGGGCGACUCGGACAACAACAACAACACAGGGGAGGACGGGGGCGAUGGCGAGGAGGAGGACGACGAGUACGACGACGAGUACGUCCCCGAGUGGCACGAGGACUACGACGAGGACGACAUUGACGAGGACGACUUCUUCUCCGACGACGACGAGUCCGAGAAUCUCGAGAGGGACUUCAGCCCGUACGACUAAAAAAAAAAAAAAUGAAAAUCCCACACA